Molecule: messenger RNA, 3813 nt
Organism: Vespa mandarinia (Asian giant hornet)
Lineage: Eukaryota; Metazoa; Arthropoda; Insecta; Hymenoptera; Vespidae
Product: WD repeat-containing protein 20
Molecular function (GO): protein binding
Source: RefSeq, a predicted model, not a curated record
UCUCUUGUUUCUUUAACUAUAAUAUUCGUUGAAAGAUAUCUUUUCUCGAUGAACGAUCUUUCAUCAUUCAUAUCGGAGAAAAUUGAAAAAAUAUUAUACGAUAAAGAUAAAUACAUAAUCGGGGAGGUUAGUUCGGUGGCACUUGGUCACUUUGAUACGGGGUUGAAGUGCGAGCUGUGGCUCAUAAACGCAGAGAGGCAGUUAUGUAUGGUGUCGUCGUCGUCGUCGUCGUCGCCGUCGUUGCCGUCGUCGCCGUCGUAGAGAAGUCGUAGCUGGAGCGCCCUUAGUGCAGUGUUCAUAUAUGUACAUAGAAGCAGGCUUCCAACCGGCGAGUCGUGUAUUCAAGAGACGGAUUUUCAAAAAAGAAAGAAGGGAGGAAGGAAAGAGAAAGAGAAAGAGAGAUAGAGAUAGAGAUAGAGAUAGAUAGAGAUAGAUAGAUAGAGAUAGAGAUAGAGAGAAAGAGAGAGAGAGAGAGAGAGAGAAAGAAAAAGAGAAAGAUAGAGAUAGAUAGAUAGAGAGAGAGAGAGAGAGAGAAAGAGAGAGAGAGAGAGAAAGAGAGAAAGAGAUAGAGUGCGUGAUAAAGGAGCUUCGAAAAACGUGUCUACAGUGUCGACGGGGCUGACACCCCAAGUACAGGAGGUGUGCUAUAUGCAUCAGGAAUAAGGAGUAAAGUGUAUAAGAAGAAGGAGCGAGGAGGUGCGAAGGGGGAGUGGAUAAGCAAGUAUAGAAGGAAGGAGAGGAGGCAGACCGUCGCGACGGACGUCGCUGGACGUCGCGUGGGACCAAAGGAAGAAAAACCGAGGAACGCUUCUUCCCUGUGUCUGAUGAGCUCCUCCGUCGUACCGUUGGUGGUAAGAUGGCUGUGCAGCUGGACGGAGGAGGGAAGGAGGUCUUGAAAACACAAUUCGCCACGCGGGAAGGAACGUACAAGCUGAUGACCUUGUCGGAAUACUCGAGGCCGAACAGGGUCGGCUACACCAACAGCCAAGGGAGUGCGUCCGUCAGGGUAUCCUUCGUCACAUUGCCAGAUUCUUCAAAUCCCUCGGGAACGCAAGAACACGACGACCGAAUGUGUUUUAAUUUCGGAAAGGAGCUCUAUGUCUACGUUUAUCGUGGUGUCAAAAAGGCUGUGGAUUUGAACAAUCCCGUGGAAAAGAAAACAUAUAAAGGAACUAAUCCGACUUGCCACAAUUUUAAUCAAACUACAGCGACGGCAGAUAGUGCACCAUUAUUAGUAGGAUUUUCUACAGGACAAAUACAAUUGAUAGACCCUAUAAAACAAGAAUUCAGUAUGUAUAACGAAGAUAGACUUAUAGACAAAAGUAAGGUAACUUGCAUAAAAUGGGUUCCUGGUUCAAAUAAUCUAUUCUUGGUCUCUCAUAGUUCGGGUCAGCUAUAUCUGUAUAAUGAGGAACUUAUUUGCGGAACGACAGCACCUCACUAUCAAUCGUUUAUGUCUGGCGAUGGUUAUGCCGUAUACGUGUGUAAGGCAAAAUCUACCAGGAACCCUCUAUACAGAUGGGUGAUAGGUGCAGAGGGAUGUUGCAUAAAUGAAUUUGCCUUCAGCCCUUGCGGCUCAAAUUUGGCAGUUGUUUCUCAAGAUGGAUUUCUUCGAGUAUUCCAAUAUAAUAAAAUGGAACUUUUAGGAUCAGCAAGAAGUUACUUUGGUGGAUUUUUGUGCGUAUGUUGGUCGCCGGAUGGGAGGUACGUUGUCGUUGGAGGAGAAGACGAUCUUGUAACGAUCUGGAGCUUUCAUGAAAAACGGGUGGUAGCCCGCGGGCAAGGUCAUCAUAGUUGGGUGAGCGUUGUUGCGUUUGAUCCAUAUACCACGUCGUAUGGUGAUCAGGACCCUGACUUUAGCGGAUCGGAUGAUGAAACGAUGCCUCAUAAUAACCAUAAUCAUUUUCAUGAAAAGUCAAAUCGUUUGUCGACAACUUCGCAAGGAGUUCAUUCUAAUAGGAACUCUAGUGGGUCAGAACUGAGAGUGCCAGGUGGUACGUGUUACAGGCUUGGUAGCGUAUCGCAAGAUACCCAAUUGUGUUUGUGGGACAUCACGGAAGAUAUAUUAAGGCAGCCGGUAUGUCCUAAGCAGAGACCUUCCGCCGCAGGUUCUACUACCUUCUCUUCGUCGGGGACACACAAUAGCGGUAACGGUUCAAUGGCUAAUCAUCAUUUGAACAAUUCUAAACUCAAUAAUACAAAUAAUAUAAAUUAUAAGGAAAACGUGAGUGGUAAUAAUGAAAGUAGUAACAAUAGCGCGAGUACCAACGCAGCAGUGUCUACUGUAAAUUCGUUGACACAGAGGCUAGCAGGUCUUGGUUUUGGUGAACGUAAGGGUGAUAAUCACAAGAGGAACUUUAGCCUCACUAUGAGAGGUAGUGGUGCAUCUAAUAGCACGAUCGUGCAAAACAAUAGUGGCGAAAAAACGAGCACCAACUCGAAUGCGAGUAGUAAUAUGAACAGUGUCGUCGGUGCAAGUUUAGUAGGUGCAAAUAAGAAGGUCAGUUCGGUGAUGGACGAUCCAAUGAGAUUAAUAGGAACUGCCUAUUGUCCGAGGUUCGACGAGUGCCCAGUCCUUCAGCCAUUGGUGUGCAAAAAGCUGGCGCACGAGAGAUUGACUGAAUUAGUGUUUAGGAAAGAUUGCUUCGUAACUGCGUGUCAAGAUGGAUACGUAUAUACAUGGGCAAGACCAGGUCACAUGCCAGGCAUUGGACAGGUUGGUAAUGCUCUACACGUUGUCAGUCCAGCAGAAGGCGGGGGUACUAUAGUAUAGCCACAGUCUGAUACAAAUGUAGUAUCAAAUCAUCAUGACGAAUACGUCCCGUCGUCUUAUACAUUGCAAUUUUCAGAAUUACAACCACACACUCAUUAUCGUCAUUUGUAUUACGUGUGGCCAAGUGAAAAUUAUUCUAGUAUAGUUCAAUGAUCAUAGAGAAAAACGUUAUAUACGGCUUGAUGCACUUCUCCUCUUCAUUUAAUAUGCUAAAAGUCGUCCAUUAAUUCUCAUUUUCUUUGUCUUACAUAAGACAAAUGAUUAAUAUCAAAUUUAUAUUGAUAAAAACCUUUAUAAGAACAUAUUAAUUGGAAGAAUCAAAUUGUGUAUACAUGUAUAUAUGUAUACAUAUUUCGUGUCUUAUACUGCAGACUUAUUACUUAUUGUGUCAUUCCAACGAUAGAAGUUUAUUUAUCUAUAAGAGUUUCUAUCGAGAGAACUCUUUCAAUAAGAAGAAAGUUCCGUGUCUGUGAGAACGUUUGUACUUUUACCGUUCAUUGAGAAAUAUAUAUAUAUAUAUAUAUAUAUAUAUAUAUAUAUAUAUAUAUAUAUAUAUGUAUAUAUAUACUGCAGUACAGUUUGAAAAUAUAUAUUUAAGGGGAAUAAAAAAAGAAUUGAAUAGAAAAUUAUUGUAAUCAGUCAGAAUAAUGUGUAAAUAAGACAAAACUGAGAAACUACAUUGAAAUAGAAUAUCUUGAUUUAGGUGAUCUUCUUUGUCAAACAUCGGCAUAUAUUUUUUUUUUCCUAUACAUUGAUAUAGACCAGUACAAGAUUAAUAUUCUACAUUGAACUUGAAUCUAAUGCCUGCAUUAACUUAAUGUUUUUCUUUGAAACUAAAAUUUAUCGUGAUAAAAUAAAAGAUAAUAACUUUGACGAAUUUGGAUAAUAACUUUGAAAAUUUUCUGAAACAAUACGUGCUAUGGAAUUCAAUUUUUUGGAAGGCUCCUUCCAUUUCAAGUUCUAUAAAGAAAAAUGCCUAUUGCAUAGCAACAUACAUGUACAGUUAAUAAAAAGAAGAAGAAAAAAAAAAGAAACAAAGA